Messenger RNA from Trichoderma gamsii, 2352 nucleotides. Its product is annotated as beta-glucosidase. Gene Ontology annotation, biological process: glucan catabolic process. The transcript has 8 exons. Gene Ontology annotation, molecular function: beta-glucosidase activity. The record is from RefSeq and is a predicted model, not a curated record. The coding region runs from base 1 to 2352 and encodes 783 amino acids. NCBI's taxonomy places the organism in Eukaryota, Fungi, Ascomycota, Sordariomycetes, Hypocreales, Hypocreaceae.
AUGGUUGCUAUCAGACGGGCUGCCCUGCUUGCGGGCCUGGCGCAGUUGAUAAGCAUAAGCGCGGCCCAAGAUGCCAUCACGGACGACUCUCACUUUUAUGGCCAGUCACCGCCGGUUUACCCAUCACCCGAAAUGGUGGGCGGCAACGAGUGGGAGGCAGCAUUUCAAAAGGCGAAACUGCUGGUGGGCAAGAUGACUUUGGAAGAAAAGGUCAAUCUGACGGCAGGCGUCACAAAAGACUCUACAUGUUCUGGCAAUAUUCCUGCCAUUGAGCGUCUACACUUUCCGGGCAUGUGCCUCAGCGACGCCGGUAAUGGUCUUCGCAACACAGACUUUGUCAGCGGUUUUCCAAGUGGUAUCCAUGUUGGUGCUAGUUGGAGCAGGGACUUGGCUUUCCGGCGUGGCACUACCAUGGGCGGUGAGUUCAAGACGAAAGGCGUCAAUGUCCUGCUUGGUCCCGUUGUUGGCCCUGCUUGGCGUAUCGUACGUGGAGGCAGAAACUGGGAAGGCUUCUCUGUCGACCCAUGGUUGUCUGGACAAUUGGUCGCUCAGACUGUCUCUGGCAUACAGGGGCAGGGUGUUAUCACCAGUACCAAGCAUUACAUCGGCAACGAGCAAGAAACCAACAGGAAUCCAGAAGGAAAUAUAUCUGCUGUAUCUUCCAACAUUGAUGAUAAAACUAUUCAUGAAGUAUAUCUAUGGCCUUUCCAGGACGCUGUAAGAGCCGGUAGCGGAAACAUCAUGUGCUCUUAUCAACGGGUCAACAAUUCGUAUGGAUGCUCUAAUAGUAAGACGUUGAAUGGUCUUCUCAAGUCUGAACUUGGAUUCCAGGGAUUCGUUGUUUCUGAUUGGGGUGCACAGCACGCAGGAGUUGCUACUGCAAAAGCUGGCCUCGAUGUAGCCAUGCCUUCGAAUGGUGGUUUCUGGGGCGAUCAUCUCACUGAAGCUGUCAAGAAUGGUUCACUGCCCGAGUCUCGAGUGACAGAUAUGGCAAUGAGAGUCAUUGCUUCUUGGUAUCAAUUCAAUCAAGACCAAGCAUUUCCAAAGCCCGGAAUCGGCAUGCCUUCCAAUGUCCUUGAUCCUCAUGAGAUUGUGGAUGGGCGAGAUCCAGCUGCCGCCCCAGUUCUCCUUAAUGGAGCCAUUGAAGGGCACGUUCUUGUCAAAAAUACAAAGGAUACUCUGCCCUUGAAGUCACCUCGCAUGCUUUCCCUCUUUGGCUACUCAGCCAAGACUCCAGACGGCUUUAACCCAUCUUCAAACUCAUUACUCAGUCAAAAUUGGAUUACAGGUCAGGAGGCGGUUAAUUCUAACUAUGUUUCAGAGAAUGGAGGGCCCGCAUUCGGUGAAAAUGGUACCAUGUUUGGCGGUGGUGGUUCUGGCGCCAUCACGCCGGCCCUCGCCAUCUCUCCAUUCGAAGCAUUGAAAAUGAGGGCAUACCAAGAUGGCACGGCGGUGUUCAACGAUUUCAUCUCCGAUCGGCCAUCUGUUGAGCCUAGCUCUGACGCCUGCAUCGUUUUUGGUAAUGCGUGGGCCUCUGAAGGAUCUGAUCGUCCCGCGAUUCGGGAUGACUAUUCAGAUUCACUAAUCAAAUCGGUGGCGGAUCAGUGUAACAAGACGGUUGUCAUCUUCCAUAAUGCAGGACCUCGACUAGUUGACGGCUUUGUUGAUCAUCCAAACGUUACAGCAGUCAUCUUUGCCCAUUUACCAGGUCAAGAGAGCGGCCCUGCGCUCGUUUCCCUCCUCUAUGGAGACACAAGUCCCUCUGGUAAACUCCCAUACACAGUUGCGAAAAAUGAAUCCGACUACGGCGAUGUGCUUGAUCCGGCACAGCCGAAAGGCGAGUUCGCAAACUUCCCCCAGGCCGAUUUCAACGAAGGAAUAUAUCUCGACUAUCGCUACUUUGACAAAAAGGGCAUCGAACCUCGGUACGAGUUCGGGUUUGGACUUGGUUACACCACUUUUGCAUAUUCCAACAUAUCGAUCAACUACAUCGAGGGGGCAAAUACAUAUCCCUGGCCGGGAGGCCCCAUCGUAAGCGGCGGGCAAACCGAUCUCUGGGAUGCAAUCGCCACUGUCAGCGUAAAUGUCAAGAACACAGGCAGCGUUGCCGGCGCAGAAGUGGCGCAGCUCUAUGUUGGCAUUCCGGGAGCCCCAACGAAGCAGCUUCGUGGGUUUGAAAAGCCCUUCUUACAGCCUAACCAGUCAGAAGCAGUAACUUUCCAUCUCACGAGAAGGGACUUGAGCGUUUGGAGCGUUGAGAGACAGAAGUGGCAACUACAGCAGGGCACGUACAAGUUUUACGUGGGGAGCAGCAGCAGACGGCUACCCCUGAACGGGACGAUGCACUUGUAA